UAGCCCCAUUUUCGAUUAGAUUCAUCAAUUUCGAUUGAUAAAAAAAAAUAAAUCAAAUUACUUCCAACAAAAUUGGAACCAUAUUUAAUCGGUUUGAAACUGUUGAUUCUAAUUUAGGAAUCGGAAUUAAAACCAUAUGAGUAGAACUAUUGAGCCGAUUCGAUUCUAAGUAUGAGUUAAUUCUAUUUGGAUUCGAAACAAACUGUGAUCACAAGUCGUUAGGAACAGUAGAAACCAUUAUUACUUACUAUUAUUAAUGCAUGGGACCUGUGGAUCUGCGCCGCCAACUCUUCUCGUGUUCUCUGGUUUCAUCUUCUUCCUUUUUGUUGUUAGCUUCUGUGACUUCCUUUCUUCUCCUUUGGGUUAUACCAAUUCACCAGCCUUUGGCUUCUUCUUCUAUCUUUGCUCGGUUAGUCGUUUUACCAUGGGGAUGUUUAUUUAUGGACGGUGGGAUAGGGGGAGGAAACGACCAUCGCAUAUAAAAUGGCUGGAAGAAUCAAGUAGCAGACCAUCUUUCAUCAUUCCUCUUCUUGCUAGAAGCAGGGGAAGAGACCUGUGGCAGUGGGGUUAGAUCUUGGUUUCGGGCGAGGAGCCAAAGAAUCUUAAAGCUGAAAGCUUUUCUCUCGAUAUCUUCCUGUCGUCUUGCUUCAUACGUCUAUCCAGGGAGGGAGAGAGAGAGAGUAGGGCCACGUUUGUUCUCUUUCUUUCCCGGAGGAGAAGAGAUGGACAGGCUCACUUCGACGGCCCUGCUGCCGGAGUCGUUCCAGGGGGCGAGGGACGACAUCACGGAGCAGAUGGGGAUGGUGUGGCAGCAGAUCAAGGCCCCGGUGAUGGUGCCCCUGCUGCGGCUGGCCGUGUUCCUGUGCCUGGUGAUGUCCGUCAUGCUCGUCGUCGAGAAGGCGUACAUGGCCGUCGUCAUCGUCCUCGUCAAGCUGUUCGGCCGGCGGCCCGAGAAGCGCUACAGGUGGGAGCCCAUGCGCGACGACCUCGAGCUCGGCAGCUCCUCCUACCCCAUGGUCCUCGUCCAAAUCCCCAUGUACAACGAGAAGGAGGUCUACCAGCUCUCCAUUGGAGCUGCGUGUGGCCUCUCUUGGCCGUCGGACCGCAUCAUAAUCCAAGUGCUGGAUGAUUCCACGGACACGGUUGUUAAGGAUCUGGUGGAGGCGGAGUGCCGGAGGUGGGCGAGCAAGGGGGUGAACAUCAAGUACGAGAUCAGGGACAACCGGAGCGGCUACAAGGCUGGCGCGCUCAAGGAGGGCAUGAAACACAGCUACGUCAAUCACUGCGACUACGUCGCCAUCUUCGACGCCGACUUCCAGCCCGAGCCCGACUUCCUCUGCCGCACCGUCCCCUUCCUCCUCCACAACCCCGCCGUCGGCCUCGUCCAAGCCCGCUGGAAAUUCGUGAAUUCGGACGAAUGUUUGAUGGCGAGGAUGCAGGAGAUGUCACUGGAUUACCACUUCACAGUGGAGCAGGAAGUCGGAUCCUCUGCAUACGCCUUCUUCGGCUUCAAUGGGACUGCCGGAGUGUGGCGGAUUGCUGCUCUCAAUGAAGCUGGAGGUUGGAAGGACCGGACCACGGUAGAGGACAUGGAUUUGGCUGUUCGAGCGAGCCUCAAGGGUUGGAAGUUUGUCUUCCUUGGAGAUCUCAAGGUCAAGAAUGAGCUGCCGAGCACUCUCAGGGCGUACCGGUAUCAGCAACACAGGUGGUCUUGUGGCCCAGCAAACCUAUUCAGAAAGAUGGCGAUGGAAAUUGCUAAUAACAAGAAAGUGAGUCUGUGGAAGAAAGUACAUGUGAUCUACAGUUUCUUCUUUGUUCGUAAGGUGGUAGCUCACAUUGUGACCUUUGUAUUCUACUGCGUGGUUAUCCCUGCCGCUGUCCUGGUUCCUGAGGUGGAAAUACCCAGGUGGGGUGCGAUCUACAUCCCUUCCAUCAUCGCCCUUCUCAAUGCUGUCGGAACUCCACGGUCUCUUCACUUGCUGGUGUUUUGGAUCCUCUUCGAGAACGUCAUGUCGCUGCACAGGACAAAAGCCACCCUUAUUGGCCUGUUGGAAGCAGGAAGAGUGAACGAGUGGGUGGUCACAGAGAAGCUAGGAGACACUGUGAAGGCCAAAAUGGCGGUCAAGGCCGCGAGGAAGCCACCGAUUAGGAUUGGCGAUAGAUUACAUCUACUGGAGCUUUGGACAGGCGCUUACCUCUUCUUCUGUGGGUGCUACGAUGUGGCCUUUGGGAAGAACCAUUACUUCCUCUACCUCUUCCUCCAAGCAAUUGCUUUCUUUGUAGUCGGAUUUGGUUACGUCGGCACGUUCGUCCCCGGUUAUUGA
This is a messenger RNA of Musa acuminata AAA Group (dessert banana), 2324 nucleotides long. Its product is annotated as glucomannan 4-beta-mannosyltransferase 9. Gene Ontology annotation, cellular component: Golgi apparatus. The transcript is spliced from 9 exons. Gene Ontology annotation, molecular function: mannan synthase activity. The record is from RefSeq and is a predicted model, not a curated record. Bases 723 to 2324 code for a protein of 533 amino acids. NCBI's taxonomy places the organism in Eukaryota, Viridiplantae, Streptophyta, Magnoliopsida, Zingiberales, Musaceae.